This is a messenger RNA of Centruroides sculpturatus (bark scorpion), 1215 nucleotides long. RefSeq lists its product as uncharacterized. The coding region runs from base 456 to 887 and encodes 143 amino acids. Lineage: Eukaryota; Metazoa; Arthropoda; Arachnida; Scorpiones; Buthidae. The record is from RefSeq and is a predicted model, not a curated record. The transcript has 4 exons.
AUGGAAGUUUUCAGAAAAAUCAUCUAGAACACAGGACCACCACAGUGUUUUGUGAUGUGAAUAAGCAUGAUUAACACUUCUGGCAACAAAUAUGUAUUAUUCCCUGAGACAACAUAUGAUAGACAUCUUAAUCCAUGUAUUUGAAUGUAAUAUGCAGAUUGUUGGCACAUCAUGGCUUACAUUCCAAUCACAGAGGACAGUCAAAUUUAUUAUAGACUUAUCAGAUGCUAAUUUCUUAGAAAGAUUAUUUGUUUUAUUUCAUACAUAGAGGGAAAAAGUCUGGAUGGUGGUGCUGUGCAAAAAAUUUCUUUAAUAAACAUAGGAUUAGUAAAUGUAGAUUUCUUAUGUUUCUCUUAUAAAGAUGCAUCUGCAAUUGGGACUAGAGAGUUCUGCAGAUUUCGGCACAAAGAAAUUCUUCACAGAAAGUCCAAGAGCUGGAAAUAUCUGGAGAUAUAAUGAAUUCUGGUCACCAGAAGAUUCAAAGUAUUGCUACGUCAGCAGCACAGAUUUCAGUGCUAGUUAAUGGACAUUUUAUUGAGAGACCAUUAUGGAAUGCAUUUAUAAAUUUAGAAGAGACUUCCUUAGUGAGCGAUGUGAUUUAUGAAGAGGAAGAAAUUGACUCUGAGGAUGGGUUAUCGGAAUGUUGUCAUAUUAUUAAAGAAACAAAUCCUGUUAAGGCACAGACAACUCAAGAAAUUGAAAAAGAAAAUGAUGAGUACAAUAUUGAAAUGAGUGUAUCGAUGAUGGCUUAUGUAGCAGAUUGUAUUGAAGAAACAAAUGAAGUGAAAGAAUUGAAGGGUUGUGCACACAGGAGGUUUCGGGGUUUAACCCCCCUCCAGGAUCAUCAAGGGAGGGGAGCUGGGGCCCAGAGAAAAUUUAGGAGUUAAUAGUGGUUUUUACCCCUAUAAAUUAAUAUUUUUACUAACAAAAAAUAAAGUCCUUAAGACUGCUUUUCAUUAAUAUAAAAACAUUUCUACGUAUUUCAUUCAUUCAAAAAAAUGACCUGCUGUACCCUUGUGCCCCAUAUGAGCUCUUGAUUGCCCUAUCCCUCCCAUUUGGCAGUUCAAACAGAAAGAAUAUUACUAUGUUAAUAAAACAAUAUAUUAAGUGUGUAUAUUUUGUACCUGUUCAGUUCUUUAGUCUACUGUAUUGUUACUACAUACACCUGUAUUGUAAAAGUUAAACUAUGUUAUGAAUAAAUAAUGCUUUUUUUUU